Molecule: messenger RNA, 719 nt
Organism: Piliocolobus tephrosceles (Ugandan red Colobus)
Lineage: Eukaryota; Metazoa; Chordata; Mammalia; Primates; Cercopithecidae
Product: chondroitin sulfate proteoglycan 4-like
Exons: 3
Coding region: 51-719 (222 amino acids)
Biological process (GO): anatomical structure morphogenesis
Source: RefSeq, a predicted model, not a curated record
GUGAACUCAAGGCUGGGCAUGAAUAUAAUAUUCCUUCAGAGGCAGUGUUCAUGGUUAAAACUCCACCAAUGCAUCGAUACCUCCAAAAAUUUAUACCAGAAGAAGGCAGCUUGGGUGCAGAUGAAAAGUCCCCUUUGACUUUUACACAACCGGAUGUGGAGGAUGGCAAUAUCCUUUAUGUGCGGACAGCCCCCAUCCAAGAACAGGACUGUUUUUCCCGGGAUGUGAUGAAUGGUUUCCAAGUUGUAAGCAGAGUCGAAAUCUUGGUCGGUAUCGUGCCUAAGUGGAUUCUUCUGCAGGUGCAGAAUUUCACAGUUCAGGAAGGUGGCUCCAGAGCACUUCUAGAAGACUACCUCAAAAUUCCAAGCAAAUAUUUUGAGGGACUUGACUGUGAAUUUGUUCUGCUUGAACCACCAAAACACAGUGAUGUCAAAAGUUCUAAUUUUCCAAGAGGAAAGCUAAUGAAAUUUACCAGGAAACAGGUAAUAACUCUCAGUUUAUGUAAUUGGGAAUGUUGGGUCCUGGCUCUAGUACCCCAGAUUUAUUCUGUACCAGAGCUUAAGAUAGCAUGUUCCAGGAGCACACUCACAGGCCAUGAUCUGGAAUUCCUCUGCCCACAGAACUCCAAAGAAAUUCUCAUAGCACCUGUGUACGAGUGGACACAACUUUCUCUUGAGACCCUUCAUGAACUUUUCAACUCUUGUCAGAAACACCUCUGA